Leishmania braziliensis MHOM/BR/75/M2904 is the source of this 861-nucleotide messenger RNA. RefSeq names its product putative DNA-binding protein. Bases 1 to 861 code for a protein of 286 amino acids. The record is from RefSeq and is a predicted model, not a curated record. The transcript has a single exon. Gene Ontology annotation, cellular component: chromatin; nucleus. Lineage: Eukaryota; Euglenozoa; Kinetoplastea; Trypanosomatida; Trypanosomatidae. Gene Ontology annotation, biological process: regulation of DNA-templated transcription; chromatin remodeling.
AUGCCCUCGAGUGAUCAGGUUCUGGUCGAUGCGCUGCGUAGUCGUCUGAAGAGGCGGCGCAGUGACAUUUUCCGUUAUCUCGAUGCCCUUUUCUACGAAGACUGUCGCCGCAUCAUGGAGUGCGUGUCUGAACUGGACAGCAAUGACUUGUUUCUCAGAAACCCAUCUUCCUUGCCGGACUAUGCGCAGCAUGUUCCUCGGCCUAUGUACUGGGAGCUGAUUAAUAGGAAACUGCAGCGCUACGAGUACAGGGCCGCGGCGGACUUUAUGGCUGACAUGCGGGCAGUUGUCAACAACUGUUAUCUGUACAAUGGCAUUCAAGCGCCGGCAUCAAAGGUUGCACGAGCGAUGGAGGUUCUUAUGGAGGAUCGAUUUGUGACGGAGCUGAGGGCUGCACCAGUGCCGCCGGCGGAAGUGAAGAAGGCGUGCAUCGGUAUGUCUUCGGCUGACAGCCGCGAGAUUCUUCGCAUCUACACUUUCUACGAAGGACUGGAGGUAAGCACAACGUCAGGAAACACAAACAUUCAGCUCCGCUCUGCCAAAAGCGCCACGCUGCGGCGCAUGCUUGAAUACGCCCGGAGUAGCGCUGAGCAUCGGGAGAAGAAGGCCAGACUGCGGCAUGCCGCAAAGGUGUCGCGUGUGUCGGAUCGACGCCGGCAGGCGAUGGCAGGGGCUCAGGCAGCGGUGAUGCAGCAGGACGCAGCUGUGCAGUUCCAUCAAGACGCCGAACCUCGACUAGAGCAGGUUCCUCAAAAUGCGCAAGCGGCCAUGCCGAUGAUGGAGGAGGUGAGCCCCAUCCGCAUCGAGGAGGAGGGGGAGUGGCUCGACGAGGGGGAUUUGGAGGAAUCGUCGCCGAUGUGA